GUAGAACGACGUAAACAAUGAAGCAACGCUCGGCCAAUCUGGGCCGUCGAUCUAAGUUAACAAACCCGAGAAUAUGCUUUAUUUGUAAAAAAGGGAAUCUAUCUGGGGUUUUCAUUAGGGUUUAUGCGGCAAUGGCUAUGGCGCCCUCGCUGCGAAUCGGCGGCCGCAUUGCCUCGUCCUUCCUCGGCAUCAACAGCUGCAAUGGAGCAAGGAAGUGCGUGAGCAGCAACGGCAGCAGCAGAUCAGGGCAUUUGUUAGUGGUUUUUCGAGGUCAGUUCUCGGCCUCAGCACCUAGGAGGGCAAAGGGAAGCGCGGCGACGGAGUGGCACGACUCUGCGGAUGCGUAUUUCGGCGCCAAAGAUUCAAUUGGGAGUGUAGAUAGUAGUUUGGCCGAAGGGGAGGAUUUCGCGACGCAUUCCAAGCGCAGCGCCAGGAUUGCCGCGAGGCUAUCAAAGAAUUCCGAGGAGGCGACGGAAGAGCAUGACAGAAGAAACAGCCCAGCUAAGUUUGAGGAUAGGGGGCUGAGCGUUCCUGCCAGGAAAAAGGACUCUUUUUCGAUUCAGGAGGAAGAAAGCAAUGUGGCUAGCAGUGAUCCGGAUGACGAAUUCGAAGAAGCAGAGGAUGAGCGAGAACGGAAAAGAUUUUUGCCGACUGGAAUGAGAAGACUCAAGCGAGGAUAUGGAAGAAACGACAUGAGAGGGAACGAUAUGAGGAGAUACUAUGAUCCAAGAGAGAUCGACGAGAAACCAUCGGAAGUUCCAGCACUCAGAGGCGAGGCACUGUAUGGGAUUGGUCCCGUGAGAGCGGCACUCCAGGCGAGGAGAAGAGAUCUAUACGUGCUCUACAUCCAGAAUGGUCUCGACGAGAAACAUCCCGGGAAGAGGAAAGCUCUGGCCGAUGUGCUCUGGAUCAUGAAGGCCGCCAAGCGCUUGGAGCUCCGGGUAGAGACGACAUCCAAGCACGCACUCAACGUUCUCGUCGACAACAGGCCUCACCAAGGGAUGGUUUUGGAUGCGUCACCUUUGGAGAUGGUUGAUAUCUCGGCUCUGGAUCGUCCCGACGCUAUGCUGGCGAGAGCUCCGGUCUGGGUUGCUCUCGACGAGGUGAAAGAUCCUCAGAACUUCGGCGCCAUCCUGAGGUCGUCACACUUCUUCGGGGUUUGCGGGGUGGUGGUGUGCUCCAAAAACUCGGCACCGCUGAGUGGAGUAGUGAGCAAAGCCAGCGCCGGGGCCUUGGAGAUGAUCGAUCUCCUUUCCUGCAAGAACAUGAUGAUGUUCUUGAGGGACUCGGCUGACAACGGGUGGAGAGUGAUUGGAACUUCCAACAGCCCCGAGAGCGAAGUCUUGGGCGAUCUUCCAAAGAACGUCCCGACAAUUCUGGUGCUGGGAAACGAAGGAGUUGGGAUCAGGCCCUUCGUCAAGGCGGCGUGCACACACAUGAUCCGGAUCCCAGGCGCUCUUCCUUUCCGGAGGCCCAGGAAAGCUUCGAGAAUCGAGGAGGAGGCGGCUGCUCAAGUGGAAGCGAGCAGUGGCAGCGAACUAGCACUGAAAGCCGCGGUUCGCUACGAGAUGAUGAAGCUCAACUCGGAGGCGGAUUGCGUUCUAAGGCCAGGAACCGUGGACAGUUUAAACGUGAGCGUUGCUGCUGGAGUUCUUCUUCACGAGCUCACGAAUUUCUCGACAAAGUCACCAUCGCCAUUGAAGCUCCCGGCUUGAUAAAGUCCAAGACUCUGGUAUGGACUUUUUCGCGAUUCAUCGUGAAAAAUCUAAGUUUUCAAGUUCCUUGUUGAAAUGUUCUUCGCGGGCAGCGAUCGAGUGGCACAGCUGGUGGCCCGCGGUUGGGCCACGUAACGUGAUUCACUGCAAAA
This is a messenger RNA of Selaginella moellendorffii, 1867 nucleotides long. RefSeq lists its product as uncharacterized. The transcript has a single exon. Gene Ontology annotation, molecular function: RNA methyltransferase activity; RNA binding. The record is from RefSeq and is a predicted model, not a curated record. Lineage: Eukaryota; Viridiplantae; Streptophyta; Lycopodiopsida; Selaginellales; Selaginellaceae. Gene Ontology annotation, biological process: rRNA methylation. The coding region runs from base 18 to 1715 and encodes 565 amino acids.